GGCCUUCCAAGAAGAAGAAGAAGAAGCCGGUGAAGGGGAGCCCGGUGUCCAAGCUCACCGACGACAUCCUCGCCGAUAUCAUCUCGCGCGUGCCAUACAAGUCUACCUGCUGCUGCAAAUGCGUCUCCACGCGCUGGCGCGACCUCAUCUCCCACCGCGAGCACCAAAAGAAGAUGCCGCAGUCCAUCGUCGGCUUCUUCCAUGAAGGUUCCAACGCAUUCCGCUCCCCCAGAAAUGCUCGUUAUUUUACCAAUCUGUCACGGCAACGCUAUCCUCUGGUCGACCCCUCAUUGUCGUUCCUGCCCGAUUGCGAGCGCCUUGACAUCUUGGACGGCUGUAAUGGGCUCCUCCUCUGCCACUGCUGGAUGGUUGUGGAUCCCAUGGCAUUUGAUUAUUAUGUGUCAUGGGGUAUAGCCGAGGACGAGCUCGAUGGUGAUUGCUGUGGACGCAUCAAAACAUUAGCAAUUUAUUCGUCCAAAACUGGAGCUUGGAAAUAUCAAACAGUUGAACAUGGUCCAUUUGUGAUACCCGAGAAUUCAGUAAGUGCAUUUUUUAAUGGGAUCUUGCAUUUGCCUGCCUAUGAAUGUGUAGUGGCUGUUGAUGUGGAAGGAGCUAAUUGGUGGCUCGUUGAUGUUCCUGAGCCACCAUACUACGCUGAUUGUAUAGGUGGCGUAUUUCCAUCACAGGGACGCUUGUAUUUUGCAGAGUCUGAUGGUUCUAAACUGUCAGUCUGGGUUCUUGAGGACUAUCUUACAGGAAAAUGGACUUUGAAGCACAAUGUGAGCCACUUGCACUUGUUCGGAAGAGAGUAUUCAUCUUUUGCGGAUUAUUAUCGUGUUAUUUCAAUCCAUCAAGAACACAGCUUUGGUUGGGCGGCGGCGGUGCCCGGCUCCGUCACCUUCUUAAAGGCGCCGCUUUGGGUCUUUGGAGAAGAGCAAACACUAAUGUCAUACGACAUGGAUUCCGGGGAGCUGUGUAUUAUACGCCAACUUGGAUGGGAAUGCAGGCCACCUUAUGUUCCAUAUGUUCACUUGUUCUCAGAGUCACUUGGAGAUGAGAACUAGAAGUCUUACUUGCGUAAUGCAGCUUCACAUAUGUCUUUCCAAUGAUAUUGGAGCUAGGUAUUGCAUACAAGCAACAGUGACUUGGGUAGAUCUUUAUGAAGUUGUGAUAGUUUUUGUACUGCACUAUGUAUGCUAUUCAGUCAACUCAGUAAUUGUUUUUGUGUUUUUGUGCUUAUAUGUAUUACCUCCCAAGUACCUAACUACGGUUACUAUGAUCAUUCUGUUGAACCGUUAUCAAUGUCUUUACUAUCUAGAUUCUGAUUUCUAGUUAUUUAUUUGUUUGUGAAUAAUUUACGUAUUGCAACUUUUGGAUGCAAAAGUUGUGUUGUCUACUUGGUAUGUGGAGGAUUCUAGCAUUUUGGUAGAUACAUGGAUCUUUAUUUGCUUUAUCAUGCUGGAAUAUCUGAAACUCUGAAAUCUCAAACGGAUCAAAUUUUUUUAGCAACUUGCCCAGUUAAUUGAGGAAAACCAGGCGAAAACCGAUUACAAACACUAUAGACACAAAAAGAAAAUAGUUUGGGGGGUAAGGUUUAGCCGAACAAUGAGUACCAUUAUUUCAGUGCAUAACAAUAUGGUUGGAAGCUUUUGUUUGUCUCCUCUCAGUGAUGAAAUGGUAUCUAUAUGUAAGGUAUGUUUCUCAUGGUUAGAUAGUG
This is a messenger RNA of Aegilops tauschii subsp. strangulata, 1717 nucleotides long. The record is from RefSeq and is a predicted model, not a curated record. NCBI's taxonomy places the organism in Eukaryota, Viridiplantae, Streptophyta, Magnoliopsida, Poales, Poaceae.